AAUCUCAAAUCAGCUUUCACAAUAUGUAUGUAUGCCCAUAUUGAUUUGUAUGGCCCUUAUUUUUAGGGUCAAAUUAAAUAAAUUAUUAAACCACGUGAUUUUUAUAUACUAUAUUAUAUUCAUUUCACAUCUGGCCAUGAAGCACAUAUUGAGCUUUAAAUUUGCUUGAGGUAUCUCUAAAAAUCAUUUCACAUUAUAUUUUUCUUUUUUCAGUUCAUCAUAGCUAGAUAGAUAAAACAACAAAAUGAGAAACAUUAAUACAAAAGCAACAUGCUUCAUCACUAUUCUCUUUCUUUCUAUUAUAGUAUCAUCAGUUCAUGUUCAAUGUCGUUCUCUUCCAAAUGAAUUGAUUUCAAAUGGAGUUGAUGAUGAUGUUCAAUCAUCACAACAAGAUUCUUAUCUACUUCUUAAUAAUAAUAAUACUAGUAACAAAUUUGAAGAUUCAAAUUCAGGAGAGUAUUGUAAACAAAUGUAUGGUUUUUUACCAUGUUCUAAUAACAUUUUUGGUCAUUUAUUUCUAAUUUUGGUUUAUGAGUAUUUGUUGUUCCAUGGAGAAUCAUAUUUGGCUGCUGGAGGUGAACAAAUUUUCAAGAUUCUUGGUCCAGGUGUUUUUGGUGCUAGUGCUUUUGAUAUUCUUGGUGCUCUUCCAGAAUCCUUAAUUCUUCUUGUAACUGGACUUUCAAGUGAUAAGGAGAGUGCACAAGAAUAUGCAUCAACUGGUGUUGGUUUGUUAGCUGGAUCAUCCAUCUUGCUUCUUACAGUAGUGUGGGGGACUUGUGUUAUUGUUGGCAAGCAAAGCUUGAAAAAUGACUCUAUUUCUGUUACCUCAUACUCAUCAACAGAAAGAAUAAAACAAUCUUUGAUUGGUUAUGGGAUUACUAUGGAUGUAGACACUAGAAAGAUGGCAAGAAACAUGGUUUUCUCUAUUAUACCACUUCUCAUAAUGCAGUUUCCUACAUUAUUCCAUUUCUCUACAACAUUACGCAGUGUUACCUUGAUGAUUUCUCUCAUCAUUGCUGUCACUUUUCUCAUCUCAUACUUCAUUUACCAGAUAUUUAAGCCUCAGAUAGAGAAAACAAGAUUAGAAUACAUAAAGCAUGAUGAUUUAAUAUUAAGAAUUUUCCAACGUGUUGAAAAGCAAACUCUCCAAAAAAUCCUAGCUGAGGAUGGAACUCCCAAUGUAACUGCCAUAAGUGGGUUAUACAGUGAAUUCAGUCAACGCGGGGAAAAACAUUUAUCAGCUCUUGAAGUAAAAGAAUUGUUGCUCGGGAACAAUUUAACCGGUACAAAUAUCAGAGAGGACCAAAUAAAUGACAUGUUAAAAGCUUUUGACAAAAAUGGUGAUCAAAUUAUAACCAAGGAAGAAUUUGUUAGUGGCUUAACAGAAUACAUUAACCAAACAAAACAUGCUUUGGAUAGAAAGUAUCUCCCCAAAGAAUCUAUGAACAAAAUGUAUCAGACUUUUAUCAAGCCAUGGAUUGAACACACGAGAAAAGAACGCGCGUUGAAGCUACAACUUAUUUCAGGAGUUUUAGAUCAUGCUCAGAAUGAUAUGGUUGGUAGGUUGCUCAAAGAUGACGGUACACCUGAUAAAGAUGCUAUCAAAAGGUUGUUUGGGGAAGUCGAUAGUGAUGGCAGUAACAAUGUUUCGAGGUCCGAACUAGAAAAAAUAGUGAAGGAGACUCACUUUGGCAGGGGCGUAGAUUCAGAUGAAGCAGUCACAAAACUACUUCAUGAUCUUGAUGUCAAUAAAGACGAUGAAAUUAGCGAGAAUGAAUUUGUUGACGGCUUCACCAAAUGGUUAAACUCAAAUUCUAAUCAAGCUGCUAGCUCAAAAUCUUCUUCUCAUGAACCUCAUCAAACAUGGGAAGAAGUUGAGAAGGUAAUGGAAGGGAAUCAAACCAAAGGUGUUUCUGCAUGGUUAGAAGCUUUAGCAUAUGUGUUCUUGGGAAUUAUUAUGCUGUCACUUCUUGCUGAGCCUCUAAUACACAGUGUUCAGAAUUUUUCUGAAGCCGCCGGAAUUUCAUCAUUUUUCAUAUCUUUCAUUAUAGUCCCUUUAGCUACAAAUUUUAGAGAAGCUACCUCAGCUAUCAAAGAAGCUAGCCACAAGAAAAGUAGUAAUACAUCUCACACUAUGUACGAGAUUUAUGGAGCAGUGUUUAUGAACAAUAUUCUUGGAUUUGUGGUGAUAUCUAGUCUUAUAUAUAUGAGAGAUAUUACAUGGGAAUUUUCAGCUGAUGUAUUGGUGGUGGCAAUUGUUUGUAUUGUGAUGGGCCUAACUGCUAGUUUUCGUUCUACAUUUCCUCUAUGGACAUCCAUCCCUACAUACAUCUUGUACCUAAUUUCAUUGGUUUUGGUUUAUGUUCUUAAAGAUGUUCUCAAUUAUGUUUAGUGAACUUUUGAUAGUAGCAAAGAUUAAAUGAAAUAACAAACUCUUGAUGUGGUUUGUUAGAAAAUAUUAUGUAACACAUUGGAGUAUGGUGCAAGUGGUUGGUGUGUAGUGUGCGCGAGUAUUGUAAAUUAUGAGAUACUGAAUUCGAUAUAUACUGACAAAGAAUAAUAUUAUGUGA
This is a messenger RNA of Trifolium pratense (red clover), 2570 nucleotides long. Its product is annotated as sodium/calcium exchanger NCL-like. Gene Ontology annotation, cellular component: membrane. The record is from RefSeq and is a predicted model, not a curated record. Gene Ontology annotation, biological process: calcium ion transmembrane transport; intracellular calcium ion homeostasis. Lineage: Eukaryota; Viridiplantae; Streptophyta; Magnoliopsida; Fabales; Fabaceae. The coding region runs from base 245 to 2392 and encodes 715 amino acids. The transcript is spliced from 9 exons. Gene Ontology annotation, molecular function: calcium:proton antiporter activity; calcium ion binding.